ACGGCAAUUUCGUUUUUCCACGCCCCGUUUUGACUCGGCGUUGACCGCAAAGUGAGAGGUUGGCUUUCAUUCAUCUGGAGCAACAACAUGGCGGCAACCUGAUAGCAGCUGCAUAAAAAAUAGCAAACCUCACAUAUUUGUGCAAACAGACACAAAUAAAAAAAAUACAGAGGAAGACUACAUAACUAACAGGACAUCCAUCGACUUCGAUUCAGUCUGAAUGUAAAGGUUCCCUGGAACAUAAUCCUGAGUUGCCAGUUGAGAAAGGCUAGUGGACUCACUAGAAGAGCUGGCAAAAAAUAUAGGAUUCAGAGCAGUAAUAACGAAACUAAAGACUGAAAGGACUCAUUUUGGUUAGAGUAUUUAGCUAUUGCAUCUGGACUUAGAUCAAGGCAAACCGAUGGUGCCCUCUCUGAAGUAGAGACCAUGGAUCGCUACCAGGACCUAUGGCCGAAGUACAGGGCUUGGGUUUGAAACGGGACCAUUUACCUCUCCCCCUGCCUGUCACCAUCCCAUAUCAGAUCACAGAUGGAGGUGACAUGGAGCUAAGCAGUGAAAUGUAAUCUCGGCCAGAGAUCCCGCUCUCUGCUCAGUAGCACCUGUCACAGCCUGAACUCUCCACAAAUAUUUUCAUCCUGGACCUUGAACUCAUUGAGUCUUAGCUAACUGCCCUACACCUCUCUGGUAACUGUUACAGCUAGCCUACAGUUUCCCACCAACCAAAACGAACCCCUUCAUGUUUACAGACCUACUCUAUCCCAACGUCAACAGAUUCUCUCAAUGCCCAGACCUGGCCACACCUCCUCCCAUGUCCCUUAAUUUUUUCUAAUUGAACUGUAUCCCUGAGCCACCACGACACACAGCCAGGCCAAAGGCUUGGUGCAGUUGCAUUGGACUGUCUAGAGCACAUUGCAGUGACUAAGCUCUAACUAAGUUGAUUUAAACAUGAGUGACGGGGAGCUGCAGCACCUGGACUAUCUGACUGAGAAUGAGCUGAUGGGCAUGGACACGUUCAUUCACCGCAUCGACUCAACCGAGGUGAUCUACCAGCCACGCAGGAAGAGGGCCAAGCUGAUUGGGAAGUACCUGAUGGGAGACCUGCUGGGGGAGGGCUCCUAUGGUAAGGUGAAGGAGAUGCUGGACUCUGACACGCUGUGUCGCAGGGCCGUCAAGAUCCUCAAGAAGAAGAAGCUGAGGCGGAUCCCCAACGGAGAGGCUAAUGUGAAGAAGGAGAUCCAGCUGCUACGGAGACUCCAGCACAAAAAUGUGAUCCAUUUGGUGGAUGUGUUGUACAAUGAAGAGAAGCAAAAAAUGUAUAUGGUGAUGGAGUAUUGCGUAUGUGGGAUGCAAGAAAUGCUGGACAGCGUCCCAGAGAAAAGAUUUCCAGUAUUUCAAGCUCACGGGUACUUUUUACAGCUGUUAGAUGGCCUUGAAUAUUUGCACAGCCAGGGAAUCGUUCACAAGGACAUUAAACCAGGAAAUCUGCUUCUGACUACCGACGGGGCACUCAAGAUCUCCGACCUGGGCGUGGCAGAGGCUCUGCACCCGUUUGCAGAGGAUGACACGUGUCGUACGAGUCAGGGCUCGCCGGCGUUCCAGCCCCAGAUCGCCAAUGGCCUGGACACCUUUUCAGGGUUCAAAGUGGACAUCUGGUCCGCAGGCAUCACACUAUACAACAUUACGACGAGUCUUUAUCCGUUUGAAGGGGACAACAUCUAUAAGCUAUUUGAGAACAUUGGGAAGGGAGACUACAGUGUUCCAGAAGAGUGCGGGCCUGCCCUGUCAGGCCUACUGCAAGGAAUGCUUGAAUAUGAUCCUGUCAAGAGGUUUUCAAUACAGCACAUAAGGCAACACAACUGGGUACGUAAAAAACACCCGCCAACAGAACCACCGGUGCCGAUCCCUGCCAGCCCGGAGAGCCGGGACGUGUGGCGCAGCAUGACGGUGGUGCCCUACUUGGAGGACCUGCAUGGGUACACGGAGGACGACGACGAGCUCUACGACCAGGAGGACACAAUCAUCUACACUCAGGACUUUACUGUGCCAGGCCAGGUGCCAGAGGAGGACUUAGACGAGGGUGAGGUGGAUCGGAACCGGGCCCAGGCCAAGCCUGUUUGUGUGAAUGGAACAGAGAGCAAGGCCAAGCCAGAGUGCAGGUCCUCGUCUUCAUCCAACCCCUCCCGCAAAGGAGUAUCCACAGCCAGCAAGAUACGCAAGCUCUCCAACUGCAAACAGCAAUGACUGCACCUCAACAACUCACCUGGUGAGAAGGGGUCUGCCAUCAUUCAGCUGCUUUAUCUGUGCUGCUGGAGGCAGAGGGAAGUCUCGAUCACUGUGUGUGCGUGCGGGUUUGACAAAUAAGCCUUUGAUGCUCAUAUAAGGAAAAGUGUGCCCUUAAUUAUCCUUUUUAAGUCGCUGUAUGUCAUAAAUAGUCCUAUUUGUCAUGCCAUAGUCUCGUACAAUAAAAUGAACUAAAUGAAGCUUGCCCUUCCUCUCUUUAACUCUCUCCCUCGCUCUGUCCUCCCAGGUUCAUCUUUUCCCGUCCUUCUGUUUUUGGAGUGCUUGGCCAUUGCCAAGAGAAGCCUGCUGAUGUGGUGCCCCACGUUUCCUCCUGAACCAUUCGGCUACAAACUCUUCUUCAAGGAUGCCAUGCGCUUGACAGAGAGCGGGAAAGGGGGAGAAGGAGAGAAAUGGAGACUGCUCAGACUACCCUCGAGGGUCUUGGUGUGAAGUGCUUGUGUUUCCCUUCACUCCCUCCGUUGUCUGGUUGUCCCAAAGGAGGUGUGGCCUGGCCGUGUGAGACCCACCUUUUCUGAGUCCUGCCCCAGUUUGUUUUAGUUUAUAGACCAUCUCUUAUUUUACAGAACCUAACUGCAGUUUUUAAAGAUGCACAUUGUGAUGUGUAAAAAGAAUGACGUUGAUAAAGAACACGUAUAUAUUUAAACUAUGAUGACGAUGAUGGUAGUGCUACCCAUGUAAAACUGCAUGCUGUACGGAGCUUUGAGUAAGGAAAACUACUUGGUUAAGGACAGACAAAUGGACUAAAACCUUGACAACCAUCGCUGAUGGUGAGUUGGGGGGGGGGGGGGGGGGGGUGUUGUUUCCAUUAGUUUUUGUUUUGAUUUUUUUCCAAUAAAUAUUUUAAUUAUUUAUGUAAAACAUGUCCCAACCAAACCCUAUUUGUUUUCUGGCUCCCAUUUUUUCUUUUCUGACGGUGCACGUGGUCAUUAUACUGCAGGGUUUUAUUUAUAGAUAUGAAUAAACCUUGUGGUUUUAUUUCACACCAACACGAUGUUAGUGGGAACACUACAUUUCCAUGGAGGGGGAAGGGAGAUCGAGGGCGAUUCGAAACUUUAAAACUGAAGAGGGGAUCAGAAAAUGUAAAAUGGGAUUCUUCAGACCAUGGAAAAACUGGAGUAAUAUGUUGUCGGGCAUCUGUGUGUUAAAAGAUGCACUGCUAGCCUUUUUUCCCCCUCUGAUCGUCUUAUUGUUCCCUGAUCACAUCCCUGGAAACUUCUCUUCCACCUCAAUCUUUCCAUUUCUCCCUUGCUCUCUGGUCUGACUCACCUGCACUUUCCUCUCCUGUCUUUCUCCCUCUUUUUCCCUCUCUUCUGACUUACCUGCUAUCUCCUUUUCCCUCUAUCCCCCUCUUUCCCCUUCUCUCCAUCCCUCCAACUCAUCUCCUCUGCUCUCUCUUUUGCGCCUCCUCCCUCCCCGUGCUCACCUGCUCUGUAAUCUAUUCUUAGUGCUGGCCUGAUGGGGGCAGCUAAUUGCGUAAGAUGGAGAGAGAUAAACACUGCCUACGUCAGCCCAGCACUGAGAGAAUCUCUGGCAGAGCCCAGACCAGGCAAAACUCAGUGGGGAAACCUCAGCAAUAUACCUUUUGAUUAAUAAAGAAUUCCUGCUUUUCUGA
Messenger RNA from Oncorhynchus nerka (sockeye salmon), 3913 nucleotides. RefSeq names its product serine/threonine-protein kinase STK11-like. Gene Ontology annotation, molecular function: protein kinase activator activity; ATP binding; protein serine/threonine kinase activity. Gene Ontology annotation, biological process: positive regulation of vesicle transport along microtubule; regulation of cell growth; glucose homeostasis. Lineage: Eukaryota; Metazoa; Chordata; Actinopteri; Salmoniformes; Salmonidae. The record is from RefSeq and is a predicted model, not a curated record. Gene Ontology annotation, cellular component: nucleus; cytoplasm.